AUGACGGCAGAUAACGUUCGCAACCACGGUGGAAAUGCCUACAACUUCAUCAUCAUUUUCACCGUGGCCCUGGGUUCCUUCGCCUUUGGGUUCAACGCCGCGUCCUUUGGAUCUGUCAUGGGUCUCCCUGGCUUCUUCUCGUACUACGACAUCUCGUUGAUUGACGGUGGUUCGGCGUCUAACCGUAUCUUGGGGGCUUCCAACGGCACCUAUUAUGGAGGCGGUCUGAUCGGUUGUCUCUUCGCCGCUUGGCUGGCCGACAAAUACGGUCGUAUCCGCAAUUUACAGAUUACCUGUGCCAUUUGCGUGGUCGGCGCUAUUAUACAGAGUGCUUCGGUGCAUAUGGCCAUGUUUCUCGUCGGCCGUACUAUCGGUGGUGCAGGGUCUGGAAUGAUUGUUGUUUCCGUCCCCAUUUACCAAUCCGAGGUCUCGCCUGCCGCACAAAGAGGUCGCAUGGUCGGCCAACACGGCUUUUUGUUGGUGGCUGGAUACGCGGUUGCAGGAUGGAGUGGUUUUGGGUGUUAUUUCCAGGCGAAUCCCCAGAUCCAAUGGCGUCUACUUUUGGCACUUCAAGUCGUCGCCCCUCUUGCCCUUAUCGUGGCCUCCCCGUGGGUGCCUGAAUCUCCCAGAUGGCUUGUUCAUAAGGCCAAGGACGAUCGCGCCAUGGACAUUCUGAAGAAGCUCCACCACACGUCUGAAGACGUCAACGACCUGAUGGCCCGCGAGGAGUACUACCAAAUCCAUGCGCAGAUCGAGUACGAAAGGACCAAGCCGAACAAUCUGUGGGCAAUGUGGAAAGUUCCCUCAUACCGACGUCGUCUGGUAAUCUCAUGGUGCCUUCAAUUUUUGGCCCAAUCUACCGGGUGUGUUGUCGUCGCCAACUACCAGGUAUUGCUAUACAAUAACCUAGGUCUUCACGACUCGAUUCCACUCCUCCUGGCCGCAGUCUACCUCUCCUGGGCUGCCGGGUGCAAUUUGUUUGCUGCUAUGGUCGUGGACCGCUGGGGCCGUAUCCUCAUGAUCACAGUCGGAGUCUUCGGCUGCCUCGUGAUGCUCUCCUGCACCACCGCCAUGAUUGCCUGCUUCGCGGGAACCGACAACAAAGUAGGCAAUGGAUUCGGGGUAUUCUUCAUCUUCGCCUUGGUCGGCUUCUAUGGCAGCUGCAUCGACGCGAACUCGUUCAUCUAUUGUACCGAGAUAUUCCCCACCCACGCGCGCGCACAGGGCCUGUCAUUCGCCUUCACCGGGUAUCUCGUCGCUGCCAUCAUCUACAACGAGGUCGCCCCGACCGCUUUCGCCAACGUCGGCUACAAGUUUUUCUUCCUCUUCAUCGCCCUCAUGAUUGUGGGCCUCCCACUCUUUUGGUAUUACAGCCCGGAAACCAAAGGCCUGACGUUGGAGGAAAUCGCCACGUUGUUUGGUGACGAAGUUCUCAUCGAUCUCUCAAACAUGACAGCCGAAGAAAGGGAGAGGUUGGAUCAAGAGCUGAUGAAGUCUGAAGGCCCGGACUUUGUCAAGGAGAAGACUCUGGUCAUCUCGGAGGAACGUGAAUACAAGGGUGCCUGA
Messenger RNA from Fonsecaea pedrosoi CBS 271.37, 1566 nucleotides. RefSeq lists its product as uncharacterized. Gene Ontology annotation, molecular function: carbohydrate:proton symporter activity. Lineage: Eukaryota; Fungi; Ascomycota; Eurotiomycetes; Chaetothyriales; Herpotrichiellaceae. Bases 1 to 1566 code for a protein of 521 amino acids. Gene Ontology annotation, cellular component: membrane. The transcript is spliced from 9 exons. Gene Ontology annotation, biological process: carbohydrate transport; transmembrane transport. The record is from RefSeq and is a predicted model, not a curated record.